Dreissena polymorpha is the source of this 685-nucleotide messenger RNA. RefSeq lists its product as uncharacterized. The record is from RefSeq and is a predicted model, not a curated record. The coding region runs from base 91 to 441 and encodes 116 amino acids. The transcript has 5 exons. NCBI's taxonomy places the organism in Eukaryota, Metazoa, Mollusca, Bivalvia, Myida, Dreissenidae.
AUCGGAUCAUUGGGAAAUAAUAUGGAAUGCAGACAUUGAUUUGAUUUUUUAACACAGUGUCUGAAGGUUUAACAAGGAGUACUUUGAAAGAUGAGUGGGAAGACUUUGGAAGAACUCGCGGAGGCUGUGGCAAAAUUAGAUAGGUACUAUCUGAUGAAUCUGAGCUUCAAUAAGCCGCCUCAGUUCAUUUUAGACGUAAUGACGGCAGCCAUGCUUCUUAUAGGGGAAGAGAACCCGACAUGGGCCACGAUCAUGCGCAAUUUGCCAAGGACAGAUGGUAAAGGAUUGAUGGAGAUGGUGGUAGAAUACGACCCCAGUGAUGUUUCAGACGCAACAAAGGCCAAGGCCAGGGACUUGCUUUCGAAGUACACACUGGAACACAUGCGUUUUCCCUUCACCGCCACAGUGUUUGAAUGGGCCAUGUCAGCAGUUAACGCCUAGCUACAACUAGCCAAAUGACUGUGUUAUGGAACUAGGUGUUCAUAAUUUGGUAGGAAAUGACAGACCGGCGUGCUGUAGAAAUUUCGGAAAGAAAAAGAAAGACAGAACGCAUGCGUGCUCAACGAGAGACUUUUAUAUUGAACAACAUGUUUUGCUUGUUAUUUUAAGGGCUUGUCUGUUAUUUUAUUUCAUUGGAUUAUUUAGAAGAAACAAGUAAAUGAUUGAUGAAGACGUUACUGUAAAA